UGGCAGCCGACGGUUCUCGGGCUUGUUUUGGAUUUACCCGUGUUUUUGGUGGUGAUUUUGGAGUUGUGAGAGUCAUUCAUGGAGAUACUGUAUUUCAUCGCCGCCAAUUUGUGUGUCCUCCUGACUCUACCAGGCCGCAGUACACCAACAAACACCACUCAAAAGAAUCCUUACGCGGAAGAAUGGGUGGUGCGAGUGGCGGGUGGGCCUCAAGUGGCCUCCCUGCUUGCCCUCCGAUCCGGCUGCAGAAAUCUCGGUCUCGUGCUGGGGUUCAAAGACACCUACUUAUGGCACAGGGAUGAUAAUCAGGUCAGGAAGAGGGGCGGAAUGAGGUUCGUCAAAGCACUGACAUCGAACUCAAAGAUCAUCUGGGCAGAUCAGCAGAGAAUUUUCCAACGCCACAAGCGGGAUCUCAUUGAUCUCACCUUGGAAUCGGAAAAGCCUCUGCUGCGGGAGAAACGACUGUUCGAUGAUGAGGAAAAUUACGUCGAUAAACAGUCAGAUGGUCAAUGCAUGUUCAAUGACGAAUUGUGGAACGAGGAGUGGUAUCUGCAAGACACCCGUAGCAACAGGAACCUACCGAAGCUGGAUCUCAACGUGGUGCCACUUUACCGGUUGGGGAUAACAGGCCGUGGGGUCAAGGUAGCAGUUCUCGACGAUGGGCUAGAGUACACCCACGAGGAUCUGCGAAACAACUACAGUCCCGACAUCAGCUAUGACGUCAACGAGGGAGAUAACGAUCCGAUUCCCCGAUACGAAGUAACAGGGAUGAAUGGCCACGGGACAAGAUGCGCAGGGGAAAUAGCAAUGGAGGCGAAUAAUCGAAAGUGCGGAGUUGGAGUGGCAUUCGAGGCAUCUAUUGGUGGGAUAAAACUGCUCGAUGGCAUUGUCAAUGAUAGAGUCGAGGGUGAGGCACUUGGAUACAGGCACGAUCUCAUCGACAUCUACACGGCCUCAUGGGGUCCCGCCGAUGAUGGCAAGAGCCUCGAGGGCCCCGGAAGACUAGCCACCGAGGCACUUGAGCGAGGUGCCACUGAGGGUCGCAGCGGCAGAGGUAAUAUCUACGUAUGGGCGUCCGGAAACGGUGGCUCUAAGCAAGACGACUGUGGCUGCGACGGUUACGUCGGUAGCAUAUAUACAAUAGCCGUUGGCUCAGCCAGUCAAACUGGAAAGUUUCCAUGGUACGGUGAGAGAUGUCCUGCAACUCUUGUAACUACUUACAGCAGCGGAGCGUACCACGACCAAAUGAUUGCUACGACGGAUUUAAAAAAUGAAUGCACCACUCGUCACACGGGAACGUCAGCCUCAGCUCCACUCGCUGCGGGAAUACUCGCUCUGGCGCUGCAAGUGAACAAAGAGUUGACUUGGAGAGACGUGCAGCAUCUCAUUGUGCAGACCUCGGAGUACAGUCCAUUGAGCGGAAACCCGGGCUGGCGAAAAAAUUCCGCGGGCUUCUGGUUCAAUCCUCGCUUCGGCUUUGGCCUGAUGAAUGCACACGGUCUGGUCAUUGCCGCUUAUAAUUGGACCCGAGUACCCGAAAAAACUGUAUGCUCCAUCAAAUCGCAGUCGGGAUCCCGGAAUUUAUCGCACGGUAGACCGGUGAGUUUGAUGUUCAGUGUGGAUGGUUGCUCCAAUGAGGGCCAGGAAGUUGCGUAUCUGGAGCAUGUACAAGUUGAAACGAGCAUCAGGUACACGAACAGGGGCGCCCUGGAGAUGCAGCUGACCUCGCCCACCGGAACAAGGGUGAAUAUACUGACUCCCAGGCGCCUGGAUGAUUCGACUGAGGGCUUCAAAAAUUGGAAAUUCAUGUCCGUGGGCACUUGGGGAGAGGACCCACGGGGCGUAUGGCGACUGGAAAUAAUCGAUCGAGUGGGCCCGCCCUCUAAUAACGGAUCAAUCCUCGACGUAUCCCUCAUCCUUCACGGGACAAAACUACCCCCGGAUUAUCGUGGCAACACCCAGAGGAUUUACAACGAUAAUUAUAACCACAUCCGGAAAAUGAAUCGAGGGAUGAUAAAAACUGAUGGCAACAAUAACGUGAGGCACGGGGUUGGGCUCAACAACGAGAUCAAUUUCACCGAGGAAGUUGGUGAACUGGAGAGUCUCUGGACUGAUUGGCUACGUAGACUUUUAUUUGGUUCAAGUUAAUUCGAUUUACUCGCUGUGAAAAGAUUGCUCUUGACGAACAAACAGAAUAAAAAUCAA
Molecule: messenger RNA, 2205 nt
Organism: Diachasma alloeum
Lineage: Eukaryota; Metazoa; Arthropoda; Insecta; Hymenoptera; Braconidae
Product: neuroendocrine convertase 1
Exons: 15
Coding region: 79-2148 (689 amino acids)
Biological process (GO): protein processing
Cellular component (GO): trans-Golgi network; Golgi membrane
Molecular function (GO): serine-type endopeptidase activity
Source: RefSeq, a predicted model, not a curated record